Messenger RNA from Momordica charantia (bitter melon), 1187 nucleotides. RefSeq lists its product as uncharacterized. Lineage: Eukaryota; Viridiplantae; Streptophyta; Magnoliopsida; Cucurbitales; Cucurbitaceae. The record is from RefSeq and is a predicted model, not a curated record. Gene Ontology annotation, cellular component: intracellular membrane-bounded organelle. Gene Ontology annotation, molecular function: thiolester hydrolase activity.
CCCAUUUCCACUCACACCUCUACAAAAAUUUCAUCAAUCGAAAUCAAAGCUAAUGGCUUUUCGUUCCUUCUUUCUCUUAUUUUUCCUCCUCGUCCUCGCCCGAAUUUCCCAUUCCUUACCCUUCGUGUAUUUCCAUGGUACUGGUGAUUCAUGUUCAAGUGAGAACUCAACUCAUAUCGUUUCAUACUUGAAGAAUGUUACUGGUGUCGAGGGUGAAUGCAUGGAAAUUGGGAAUGGAGCUACUGAUUCUGUGUUCAUGCCCAUUAACCAACAGAUACAAAUUGCUUGCGACAAGGUGAAGGAAGCAAAGCAUUUGAGAAAUGGUUUCAAUCUCUUUGGUAUCUCUCAGGGUGGGUUAAUAUCGAGAGGUGUAAUACAAUUCUGUGAUGGAGCACCUCCUGUUAACAAUUUGAUUACUCUAGCAACUCCUCAUGCUGGUCUUGCAUUUUUCCCUGCGUGUGAUGUUUUUCAAAAUUGGUGUCCAUUAGUCCAAUAUGUGUGGGACAAGCUGGUUUAUACAGAUCUUGUCCAAGAUCAUAUAGCUCUUGCAGCCCAUUAUAAACGACCAACGAUGAUCAAGGAAUAUUUGAAGCAAUCUAGACUUCUUCCGAAGCUCAAUAACGAACACCCACAACAUAGAAACGCCACUUACAAUAAGCGUUUUAGUAGCUUGACAACUUUGGUACUCCUCAUGAACGAGGGCGACAUCUUUGCGAAGCCGAGGGAAAGUUCAUGGUUUGGGUACUACAAGGAUGGGAGCCUUAAAAAUCUUCUGCCUGCAGAUGAGACACAACUUUAUAAAGAGGAUUGGAUUGGGUUGAAGAUUUUGAAUGAGAGUGGAAGAGUGAAACGUUUGAAAGUUCCAGGAAACCAUGCUGAAGCAACUGAUAAAGAUUUGAGAGAAUUCGUGGCUCCUUUCUUGAUGGAGAAUUCUUAUAAUCAUCACAACCCACUCCCACUAAUUACCCUCUCAUCCAACCCAACUGAUUUCUAAGAACCCAAAUUAUUCAUCCUCUAAAAAAACAAGCCUUACAACCUUGUUUAUAUCUAUGGUCAGUGGAUUAUGUAAUAUCGUGUCAGUCUUGUGUUAUCUUGUUUCGUGUAACGUAAAUGUAAGCCAUAUGGGACUAUUCUGUUUCGGUAGAAACAGAACUUGAUGUUUGAAUAAAAGAACUUAUCUUCCCUAA